AUGCGCCCCCCAAAUCCCUCGACAAAAUCCCCAAUCCUCAUGGCGCCGAGCCUGCCUCCGCCGCGACGCCGCCGCCGCCGGACGCCGUCGCCGGUAGACAACGCCAUGCGCGAGAUCUUCCUGCGCCUACCGGCGGACGACCCCGGGAGCCUCGUCCGCGCCGCCGCCGUCUGCAGGAGCUGGUUCCGCAUCCUCUCCGACGAAGCCUUCGCCCGCGAGUACCGCGCGUUCCGGCGGGCGCCGCCCAUGCUGGGCUUCCUCCACAACCAACCCCCCGUGUACAAGCGACCCUCCUGGGUCUCCCACUUCGUCUCCACCACGACCUUCAGCCCGCCGGAGUUCGAGGACCUCGAGGGCUACCAAGUUCUCGACUCCCGGCACGGCCUCGUCCUCCUCUACUCCCCCGAAAUGGGUGAAUACUUCGUUGUCUCCGACCUCGUCACCCACGAGGACUGGGAGAUUCACGUUGACCCCAAGUGCCACGGCAUCAUGCGGUGGGAGGACGACGGCCCCGAGGAUGUGUCCGAGGGCAUACGCUGUAAUGCGGCAGUGCUCUGUGACAAGGACCUAUGUGACCACCUCGACUGCCACGGCGGUCCUUUCCUCGUCGCCUUGGUGGGCUCCGACGAUGCAGAAGGGUCAAUGGCCUUGGCUACCGUCUACUCUUCAAAGACUCGUGAGUGGAGCGACGUGAUCUCUGUUGAUGUUGAUGAACCGGAUUUAAUCUAUGACAAGGCGCACAGUGCGGUUGUGGGAAAUAAGGUCUAUGUCCCCUGUGUGGAGAGUAGCUGUGUCUUGGAGUACGACAUUGGUGAGCAAGAACUAUCAGUGAUCAGUGUGCCAUAUGAGGACCAGGACGAGAGCCAGCGUUACGUCGACCUCAUGGGGGUGGAGGACGGCAUGCUGCUGUUUGCGUCUGUGAUGAAGCCUAGACUCUAUCUAUGGUCAAUGGAGGCUGGUCCCAACGGAGCUGCAGGAUGGGCGCGACGCAGGUUCAUUGAGCUUGAACCGUUGCUCCCUCGUUCUAUCCUCCUGGACAAUUUCACCGUGUCAGCGGUUGGUUUUGCGGAAGGUGUCAGUGUCAUCUUCGUGAGUACACAAUCUGGGUUGUACACAAUUGAGCUCAGCUCAGGACGAUGUGACAAGGUAAAUGUAGAGGAACACGUUCAAAAGGCCAUGCCCUACAUGAGCUUCUACAUUGGAGAACGGGGACUUUUGGACUAA
Triticum turgidum subsp. durum (durum wheat) is the source of this 1224-nucleotide messenger RNA. Lineage: Eukaryota; Viridiplantae; Streptophyta; Magnoliopsida; Poales; Poaceae. The record is from the annotation of a GenBank genome assembly.